UCAUGCUGCUGCCAGGUCCAGAGUGUCUCAUGGGUCCCUGUACGGCCUCCCAUUGCUGCUGUCUCCAUCGCCACACUCUGCGAUGUGCCACUUUCAGGUCUCCUCACACUGCUGGUGUGUUCCAUUUUUUGUCAUAGGGUGCUGGCAGAUUACGGGCCUCCCAUUGCUGCUGCCAGGCCCCUAAUCUGCCAUGGGCCCCUGUACCGCCUCCUCAUGCUGCUGCCAGGUCCACAGUGUCUCAUGGGUCCCUGUACGGCCUCCCAUUGCUGCUGUCUCCAUCGCCACACUCUGCCAUGUGCCACUUUCAGGUCUCCUCACACUGCUGGUGUGUUCCAUUUUUUG
Staurois parvus is the source of this 342-nucleotide messenger RNA. NCBI's taxonomy places the organism in Eukaryota, Metazoa, Chordata, Amphibia, Anura, Ranidae. The record is from the annotation of a GenBank genome assembly.